AUGGCGGGCGACAAAAAAGUCAUGUUAAAUUUAAUAAAUGAAGGCAAGGAAGUCAUGAUAACCUUAACUAUGUAUAAGAAUGAGUCUGAACUAGUGCUUCAACGUUUAGCCCAAGCUAUUGAAAGAACACUUCGACAAUUGGAAGCUAUGGGCGACAAUCUAGAACAGGCCAGUAUUGAAUGCAUAAUCGAAAGCAAAUUGCCAGCCUGGAUCCUAGAUAAAGUAUAUCAACAAAAGGAAGAAAAGGGACCGUG
Messenger RNA from Acanthocheilonema viteae, 254 nucleotides. Lineage: Eukaryota; Metazoa; Nematoda; Chromadorea; Rhabditida; Onchocercidae. The record is from the annotation of a GenBank genome assembly.